AUGGAGAUCUAUGAAGAGAGCAGGAAAAUUCUAGAGGGAGAACCUUUCUUCUGCGACGUAGCAUGUCGAUGGAAACCAGAAAUGACGUGUGAGGUUCCUGCGAUAUAUUGGCAGGAACAUAAAGAAUUUACCUGGGCUCUUGAGAGCCAUUUGAUCCCUCGCCCACAUGCUGGAUGGAGGCGUCUGGCGCAGAUCAGAAGCGAAGGAAGACUACGUUUCGCUGAUAUGUUAGUCAUUGCACAUCUCCGAUUUGUGCUUCCCACAAUGAGCAUAACUCGGCCGCUUCAUUCUCUGCUCUUCAUAUUGAACCUCUAUGUUUCCACAUCAUUGCUGGCAAAAAUGUUUCAGGAUGUAGUUUCCCUAAUCUCUGUAAUUCAUGGAAUGUAG
Molecule: messenger RNA, 387 nt
Organism: Microthlaspi erraticum
Lineage: Eukaryota; Viridiplantae; Streptophyta; Magnoliopsida; Brassicales; Brassicaceae
Source: the annotation of a GenBank genome assembly